ACACGUGUAAUAGAUGGUAUAGUUUAGCGGUGAAUUUUAAGGGCGUACUUUAGCUACGAGCCCUUAAGGGUUUCUACAGAACCACAGCGAAAGCCAGCAGCAUGAGGCGAUCGCACGGCGACGGCGAGAUGGCCGACCGCGAUCGUGACCGGGACCGUUACCGUCCUCCGACAUCCGUCGCGUUGAGCUCACAUAGAUCUGGAGAUCAGUCGUUGAUCGGAUCCGACCCAACCCGGAUCCGAUCCUCAGUCCUCCUCGAGGAUAGGAUCGAGAUCCAGCAGCGAGAGAUCCAAUCCCUUUUGGCCGAUAACCAGCGGAUCGCGGUGGCGCACGUUGCGCUCAAGGAGGAGCUCGCCGCCGCGAAGCUCGAGCUCGAGCGGCUGCUCCAAACGGCCGCGAAGGUUAAGGCGGAGAGAGAUGCGAAGGUGCGGGAGGUCUACCAGAGCUCGCUGAAGAUUGAAGCCGAGGCUCGUGUGGUCGGUGUACUUGGAGUGGAGCUUGACCAGGUGAGGGCGGAUGUACAGAAGCUCGCUGCGGGUAGGGAUGAGCUAGCGGCGGAGCUAGCGACGAUCGACGGCGAGUUGACCAAGGUUAAGUCCGAUUCGGAACGAGCGGCGGAGAUUAAGGGCGAUAUUGAAACUCUACGGGAGGAAAUUCGGAAAGGAAGGGAAGCCAUGGAGCUUGAGAAGAAGACACGAGCAAGUAAUCUUCACCAUAAGCGUGUAAUGGAGAAAACCUUUGGGCUCCUAAACUCUGAGAUCAUAAAGCUUCGUGAAGAAUUGGCUAGCUUACGGAACAAGGCUAAAGGAGCAGCUAUAGAGGCACCAAGCCCAAACCAAGGAUUUGCUGCAAGUUCAGGAAACCAGGAUGUAAUAUAUGGCGGUCACCGCCCAUAUUCUGAAUCUUAGGUUACUCGCCAGGUAUAUGAAACCUCCGAUUGGCUUCUGCAACGUCCGCCUCCAGAUACUCAGCAUGGUCCCAACAAAUAUUCAGGAGCCUGGUCUGAUGGUAAAAGAUUUGACGAUGGUUCUUGCUAAUCCAUUGCGAAAGUACUAAACUUUGCCACCAAGUGAAUUCCACUGUCUCCAGAAAGGAAAGUACUUUCCAAUUCAUGGAUCAUUGUCUUACAGAAUCGUGAUUCAAUAUAUGAAUACUGCCCUUGACUCUCCAAAGAAAAAAGGGAUGGUAAAAAAAAGGCGACAACUUGUACGGUGAUCCACAUUUCCGGUGAAGCUGCCGUCUAAACCUAUUCCGACAUACAGAAAACCUGACUGGUUUUGUGCCCUUGGCAUUAUUCAGACACUACCCAAAACUUAAGCAGCAGUUCUCUUCCUCUGCUCUUCUAUGAUGGACAAUUUCACACCCUUAUCCUUUGGGAGAGAACCCCACUGUUUCUGACCCUUGCCGAUGUUGAACACACUCCCAACACGGGUCGCAAACUCGUGGCCCAGUCUGGUCCGUCUUUGGAUGUGUAUUGUCUCGAAGCUUGUCUUGUACUUUUCCCUGUUCUUGAUUAUACCCACUCGGCCUUUGUCCCUUCCUCCGGUGACCAUAACGACAUUACCGACAUCAAACUUGACGAAGUCAGACGAUUUUGUUGGACUCGAUGUCGAGUUUGCUUGUGUUCUGAUCAGAGGGUCCGGGUCUCGGAUAGUUCGGCCACAUAUUCAGGUACUGGACUACCCUUUUGCCCAAACUGGGCAGAUAGAUCUGACCUUGCAGAGCUUAAAGUUCAAACUGGAAGAUGGAUAAAACCACAAUACGGGGGAUGGAGAAACCGGCAUUUGAACAAGAAGCUAAAAGUAAUCAUCGAUCAAAUCAAACUUGAGACCGGCAACCCUUGGUGUCAUGGAGAAACCGGAAGUUGUAUUUUUCGGCCCAUAUGCCCAUACCAGGGUAACGAGCCCAGGUAAAAAAAAUCGGUGAAUUAGGGUUUCUUCUCUCCGUCUUCCUCUGGAGUGGAGCAGGAGCACGCACUGCGAAAAUGGAGAAGGGACGCCAAGGAGAGCGAGUGAGGUCAAAGUCGAACCAGUACCCAAACACAUCACUGGUCCAGAUCGAGGGGGUCAACACCAAGAGGAGGUGGCAUGAUAUUUGGGGAAGAGGAUGGCUUACAUCUACAUAGUGACGUAAAACAGGCGGGCUCGCACCGGCUCGUGUCGAGCUAGUUCAUUUUUUCGCAGUCCAUUCGGUCAAUUUUUUUACAAGUUAGAAAAACUCUUACCUACGCAUGAGUCAGUCACUUUUUACCUAAUUCUCCGUGAACGAGUCAGUUUGUUUUUACGUAAUUAUCCGAAAAAAAUUAAAUAAAAAAAAAU
This is a messenger RNA of Tarenaya hassleriana, 2318 nucleotides long. RefSeq names its product protein FLC EXPRESSOR. Bases 102 to 908 code for a protein of 268 amino acids. The record is from RefSeq and is a predicted model, not a curated record. The transcript has 6 exons. NCBI's taxonomy places the organism in Eukaryota, Viridiplantae, Streptophyta, Magnoliopsida, Brassicales, Cleomaceae.